AUGGCCCCUAUUCACUACUUGCUUCCAAUUAUCACAUUGGGAUCGGCAGCUCUGGCACGGCAGGAUGCUUUCGAAGCCAAGUGCCACAGCUUCGCGAACAAAAUCCAUCUCCCCAAUGUCCAUGUGAACUUUGCCAGUUACGUACCCGGUGGCACCAACCUGACUCUGGCGGACAACCCGUCCAGCUGUGGCGCUACGUCGCAGUCCGUCUCGGCUGAUGUAUGCCGGGUCGCCAUGGCGGUUGCGACCUCCAACAGCAGCGAGAUCACGCUGGAAGCUUGGUUCCCGCGCAAUUACACCGGCCGAUUUCUGAGCACGGGCAACGGAGGAUUGUCUGGGUGCAUCCAAUACUAUGAUAUGGCAUACACUACUGGUUUCGGAUUCGCGACGGUUGGUGCCAACAACGGCCAUAACGGAACGUCCGGGGAACCGUUCUACCACCACCCCGAGGUCCUCGAGGACUUUGCCUACCGCUCAAUCCACACUGGCGUCGUCAUCGGUAAAAAGCUUACCAAGAUGUUCUACGAGGAGGGCUUUAACAAGUCCUACUACUUGGGCUGCUCCACCGGUGGCCGACAGGGCUUCAAAUCCGUCCAGAAGUACCCCAACGACUUUGACGGAGUCGUAGCUGGAGCCCCAGCCUUCAACUUCGCCAACCUGAUCUCUUGGAGCGCUCACUUCUACCCGAUUACCGGACCCCCGGGCUCGGACACCUACCUGUCUCCCGCGAUGUGGAAGGUCGCCCACGACGAGAUCAUCCGCCAGUGCGAUCAGAUCGACGGCGCAAAGGACGGCAUCAUCGAAGACCCCAGCCUCUGCAACCCCAUCAUGGAGACGAUCAUCUGCAAACCGGGUGCCUCCUCGGACAACUGCCUCAGCGCCGCGCAGGCCAAGACGGUGCGCGAGGUCCUUUACCCCCUGUACGGGGUGAACGGCACGCUGCUGUAUCCCCGCAUGCAGCCCGGGUCGGAGGUGCUCGCUGCCCCCAUCAUGUACAACGGCCAACCGUUCGCCUACAGCACCGACUGGUACCGCUACGUGGUGUACAACGACCCAAACUGGAACGGGACCACCUUCGACGUCCAGGAUGCGGCCGCCGCGCUGGCGCAGAACCCGUACAACAUCCAGACCUGGGACGCGGACCUCACACCCUUCCGCAAGUCGGGCGGCAAGGUCCUGACCUACCACGGUCUGCAGGACCAGCUCAUCAGCUCCGAGAACUCCAAGCUGUACUAUGCGCGCGUGGCGGAGACCAUGGGCAUGCCCCCGGAGGAGUUGGACGAGUUCUACCGGUUCUUCCAGAUUAGCGGAAUGGGGCACUGCGGUGGCGGUGAUGGCGCGUAUGGUAUUGGAAACGGCCUGGCCACUUACAGCGGCAAGGAUCCGGAGAACAACGUGCUGAUGGCUAUGGUGCAAUUCACAUAUCAAUAUCAAACGACUGUGUACAAUAACUGCAGCCCUAUUGCCAUAAGCCCCCUUGAAAGCACAUCAGUCAUACACAACCUGCGUCUGGAACUUGCCCAUAGACAGCACCUCUUUCGCAUCCGACAUGGUCCAGUUCUUCCUGACUCUCGCGCGCACCCACUCGGUGGCCGGAAUAUCCGCCUCUCGCAUAUCCUUCUUGUCAUCCUGAUAGUACCCCAGCCUGCGCAGCAGCGGACUAUCCAACACGCCAAGAUUCAGCUCAUCGCUCGGUCUGACAAAAUACAACAGCCCCAGACGGUCCUGAUCCCUCUGGUCCUCCGGUGGCGCAACCACACGGUGCACCCCACUCUUCAGAUACCCAUUCGACAAGAACUCGACCAUAUCCGCGAUAUUCACCGCGACAUGGCCCGCCGGGAUCCGCAGCCACUGCCAGUCCGCGUCCCUGGCGCGCUUGACCUGCAGCGCGGCGACGGGCUGCUGGAAGACAAACGUCAGCGUGCCAAAAUCCGUAUGCCCGCGGGUGUAGAUGUGAUUGCACUUGGCGUUCUCCUCGGGCGUGCGCGCCCGCGACAUCAUAUACCGCAGGGCGCUGUCGCAGUUUGCCUCGUAGCGGUGUCCGCGGACGAGGGCGUCUUCGUCGUCGAGCUCCAGCGCGAUGGCGAGCAGCCGCAGAAGCCGGUGCGCGAUGUGCUCGUGGAUGUGCCGGUGGAUGUGCUCGAUCUCGGCGCGGUGCGUGUGGAUCACGGCCGGCUGCGGGCGCUGCGUCUGCGGGAUGAACUUGAACAGAUUGUACAUCUCGACGCUGUCGCGCUGGCCCGGGGCCAGCUCGACGGCGCCCAGCGGGCGGUAGCCGUUGUAGUUGCCUUCUUCGAGGGCGGCGCGGUACUUGAGGCGUUCGUCGACGGGGAGGGAAUAGAAUUCCCGCCCGAUGGCGUAUUGGCGGUCGAUUUGCUCCUGGGUGAGGCCGAAGUUGGUUACGUAGAAGAAGCCUGUAUUGGCGUUGGUUUGUGGGUCGUUCUUCAUGCACUGUUAUGGGUCUGGUGGUUAUGGCUUACCGACUUCGUGCGCGGCAGUCUUCAACUGGGCAGCUAG
Molecule: messenger RNA, 2517 nt
Organism: Aspergillus terreus NIH2624
Lineage: Eukaryota; Fungi; Ascomycota; Eurotiomycetes; Eurotiales; Aspergillaceae
Gene: faeB-2
Product: putative feruloyl esterase
Exons: 3
Coding region: 1-2517 (838 amino acids)
Source: RefSeq, a predicted model, not a curated record